Molecule: messenger RNA, 1634 nt
Organism: Gossypium arboreum
Lineage: Eukaryota; Viridiplantae; Streptophyta; Magnoliopsida; Malvales; Malvaceae
Product: metal tolerance protein 11
Exons: 6
Coding region: 223-1413 (396 amino acids)
Biological process (GO): transmembrane transport; monoatomic cation transport
Cellular component (GO): membrane
Molecular function (GO): manganese:proton antiporter activity
Source: RefSeq, a predicted model, not a curated record
UAAAACCAUCCCCUUUACUCACUCACCCAACUUUCCCGGCACUGAGUUAGGCUAACUUAGCCGUCGGAGUUUUCUUCAUAUCCCCAAAAUACCCUCAUCUUUUCAUCUAAUUUCCAAUCUAGACCCUCUCUGCUAAAAUAGAAUAAAAACGGAAAACGGAAAGGCAAAAUCACAAGCUCUUUUUUUUUUUUUCCUCAUAUUGGAAGGGAGUGAAACGGGACAAUGGUAGAGACGGUGGCGCGUGAAAGCGACGAAGAGCUAGCGCUGUUGCCACAUCAGAACAAUGGCGACCGGUCAUGGCGGUUGAACUUUGAUGGUUUCCAGUUAUCGCCUGAACACAAAGAUGUUAAGAAGCCUCCUCGGAGCCUCCAUGAUUGCCUCGGGGUUUUAGGUCCAGAAGACAACGUGGCUGAAUACUAUCAGCAGCAGGUGGAAAUGCUCGAGGGUUUUAAUGAAAUGGAUGCCUUAGCUGAACGUGGUUUUAUUCCUCGAAUGUCGAAGGAAGAAAGGGAAAGGUUGGCUAGAAGUGAGACGUUAGCCAUUAGAAUUUCCAAUGUUGCAAACAUGGUUCUUUUUGCUGCUAAAGUUUAUGCUUCUGUCCGGAGUGGCUCGUUAGCUAUAAUUGCAUCCACGUUGGACUCGCUUCUCGACCUUCUGUCUGGCUUUAUCCUCUGGUUUACUGCGUUCUCUAUGUCAACACCAAAUCCAUAUCAGUAUCCUAUUGGAAAGAAAAGAAUGCAGCCACUGGGUAUCCUUGUUUUUGCCUCUGUCAUGGCAACCCUUGGCCUGCAGAUAAUCUUGGAGUCUGUACGAACCAUGGUAUCAGAUGAUGAUGAAUUCAACCUUACGAACGAACAAGAACGGUGGGUUGUUGGCAUUAUGCUCGGAGUGACCCUGGUAAAGCUUUUCCUUGUGUUUUAUUGCCGCACAUUUACAAAUGAAAUUGUCAAAGCGUAUGCCCAAGAUCAUUUCUUCGACGUUAUCACAAACAUCAUUGGCCUCGUUGCUGUGCUGCUCGCAAAUUACAUCGAUGAUUGGAUGGACCCAGUUGGAGCUAUCAUUCUGGCUCUAUACACUAUCCGGACAUGGUCGAUGACGGUACUAGAGAACGUGAAUUCAUUAGUCGGAAAAUCAGCAGCUCCGGAAUACCUUCAGAAACUAACAUACCUGUGUUGGAACCACCACAAGGCCAUAAGACAUAUCGAUACUGUCCGAGCCUACACCUUCGGGUCUCACUACUUCGUGGAAGUUGACAUUGUACUCCCAGCAAACAUGGCAUUGCAAGAAGCUCAUGACAUUGGGGAAUCAUUGCAAGAAAAGCUGGAGUUACUGCCAGAGAUUGAGCGUGCCUUUGUUCAUCUGGAUUAUGAAUUCAGUCACAAACCUGAACAUGCACAAGCACAUGCUUUGUAGACAAAUAAAUAACCUAGGAUGUCUUAAGUGCUAUGUCUAUGAUCCUCCCCCUCCCCCUUUUUUUUCCUGGGAUUUUACCAUCAAAUUCUAUGAAGUAUGUAUGCUGCGUGAAUUGAGCCAUAUAAAAGCAAUUUAAACUUUAUGGCAAACAUUUGUAAAUGCAACAUGUUUAAUUUAAUUUAGUUGGUGUCAUCAAGUGAUGCUAAUUCAGAAAAAUUAAA